Messenger RNA from Loa loa (African eye worm), 1575 nucleotides. RefSeq lists its product as hypothetical. The transcript is spliced from 12 exons. NCBI's taxonomy places the organism in Eukaryota, Metazoa, Nematoda, Chromadorea, Rhabditida, Onchocercidae. The record is from RefSeq and is a predicted model, not a curated record. Gene Ontology annotation, molecular function: protein binding. Bases 1 to 1575 code for a protein of 524 amino acids.
AUGGAUGCAAUAACGGAGUCGCCCGGGCGGUACUGGCCUGUAUCGCACAAAUAUGAUACGAUAGACAGGAAAUAUAAGUUUUUUAAGGCCACUAAUGCUUAUCGGAUGCAAGCAUACUAUCCACUGAUACAACUUGGUCGCGCCUCCUAUUCAUAUGCUCGACGCGAUGUCACUAGUCUAAGGUCCCAGAUUUCAAUAGGAAUUGAAAUGGAUAUUGACGAAUUUACGACCGAUUCAAGUGUCAAGGAGGAAACACUCACUACAGUCAACGAUUUGUCGGAUGAUAUAUUGUUGGCAAUAUUUGCUUACUGUCAUCCGAUUGAUUUGAUCCAUGGUUUUUCUUUGGUUUGUCGCCGUUGGAAUUACUUGGCGAAUUAUUCUAGUUUGUUCACCGAAGUUCGGGUGUUAGUUGACGAUUUUUCAUUGAAAUAUGGCAGUGUGAAAAUGUUCUUUCACAGGACUUCGCAAUAUCUUCGAAAAUUGUGCAUUGAUUGUCCAGUGCCUUUGCCAUCUGCCGAAGUUAACGCAUUGUUCGACAUUUGCUUUCCCAAUGUCAUCCAUCUGGAUCUUGGCUCUUUGAAGGGUGAAAAUUUCUUUGUUGGUAAUGUAAUUGCAUAUAGUCCGGAAAGUGAUCCAAAAUUGCCGGCUUGCAAUCGUCCGCUGAAUUUACUACAUAUUUACGACGGGAUGGGUGAAAUUGAUUUCAGCGUGAUUAGAAGUUCUCCGUGGCGAUCAACUCUUACAGAACUUCAUCUUGGGUAUUACAUAAGAAAUGAUGGCAUUGAAUACAUUGGACUUUUGCAUAAUUUAAAGGUUUUUUCGUGGGGUCUAAGUCUUAAUACGCUCGAUGAAGAAUUCGCUCACAUAAAGAAUUUAUGCAACUUGGAAGAGCUGAGGGUAAUUUUCGGUGGUGAAGAUUGUAAUGUUUCGUCCGAAGGGUUGACUGUUUUAUUCACUUUGCCCGAUAAGGAACCUGAGAAGUCAUUUCCGUACAAACUUAAGCAUUUAGUAAUCGGAAAGUUCUACGGGAUUGAUGGCGAUCUGCUCCAAACCAUUGACCGGAAUUGUCCAAAUUUGCGAACACUUGGUCUGCCACACAGUGAAUAUUCAGCAUCUGGUGAUGAAGUUAUGCCUUCCAUUAUUAGUAAUUUCAAGCAUUUGAUGUUUCUAGAUUUAAGCAGCUUGGGGGAAUGUUAUAAAGAUGAAGUGUGGAAUAAUCUGAACGACGACGAUUUGCCGGAUUUACGUCUCCUCAAACUUCAUGGAAAUAAGGUUAAUAUUGAAAAUUUACAACGCUUGAAUUUGAGACGACCUAAACUGUUAAUUUCAACCAGAGUGAAUCAUUUUAUUAACUGGACCGAAACUGAGAAUGGUUGCGUUUUCCACGAUACUUUUUAUGGUGAUAUUAGAGCUGUAGAAAAUGAUUUGCGCCAGAUCGACGGAUUGCGUAAUUUUGUAACAAAACCCGAACUAUGCAUCUACGACAAUCUUAGCUUCUACACUUUGACGCGUUCGUCCUCAGUCGAAUUUCGUCAUGAUGGCAGAAUAAGGCCUUUCUACGGUGAUUCUUUAUAA